Messenger RNA from Paramormyrops kingsleyae, 2156 nucleotides. It is a transcript of the gene rnf41l, whose product is annotated as ring finger protein 41, like. Gene Ontology annotation, cellular component: plasma membrane signaling receptor complex. Gene Ontology annotation, molecular function: zinc ion binding. Gene Ontology annotation, biological process: regulation of canonical NF-kappaB signal transduction. The record is from RefSeq and is a predicted model, not a curated record. Lineage: Eukaryota; Metazoa; Chordata; Actinopteri; Osteoglossiformes; Mormyridae.
ACGAGCUUCCUGCGUUCAAUCAUAACAGAGUCAGACCGCGCUAGUCCUCCGUUUCUGUAAUUGCGUAACUUGUUCGCUGGAGUUUGGAUUGCAUGGUGUAACUGUUGUAAUGCUGAGCUGCCUGCGAUGGCGGGGGUAAUUCGAGAUCAGUGUGGCCCCGGCAUCCCGGAGCAGUGAAACCAGCGUGGGGUGCGUACCCACGGCGAGAGACACCGCUGGCUGAGCGGGCCCUCGUUCCGCUGUCUCUCAGGAGACCCAGAGCCACACGGGGCUCUGCUCAUUGUCCCUGCAUCCCCAGCGACAGCCCCGCAGAGGCCUAGAGCCAGGGGGCCAAGCUGAGCCGACUACAAAGAGCUGACGCAUAACGGCCUGCUGAAGGCGAAGUGGCUCUUCUGACUCGCACUCAUCACUAAGAGUGUGCAGGCACACCGAAGAAAGAGGAUGGGCUAUGACCUCGAGCGCUUCGUGGGCUACGUGAACGAGGGCCUGCUGUGCUGCGUGUGCCGGGAUGUGCUGGAGGACCCGCUGCAGGCUCCUUGUGAACAUGCUUUCUGCAGCUCCUGCAUAAACAGUUGGCUGGUUCACCACCACAGCUGUCCUGAGGACCGCCAGCCACUGGAGGGCGCCCUGCUCAGACCGCUCUUUAGGUACAUGCGGAACGACCUGAGCCGGCUGCAGAUCCGCUGCCGGAAUCGGGAGCAGGGCUGCGAGAUGGUGUGCUCGCUUGAGUCCGUGGAGCGGCAUGAGCGAGAGUGCGAGUACAGCCUGGUGGCCUGCACAAACACAGGCUGCCCCCUACAGGUGGAACGCCGCUCUUUGCAGGCCCACCUGAGCACCUGCGAGUUCCGCAGCAGGGAGUGUCCUCAUGGCUGUGGCUACACCAUCCUCAGCUGCGAGGACGCCCAGCACAGCUGCGUGGCGGAGCUGCGCACCGAGUUGGAGCUGCUGAGGUCGGAGAUGAUCUGCAAGAUGGAGGAGGUGAGGCAUGAGAUGGAGUCCCGACUGGACUCCCAGAGGAGGCACAUGGUGCAGAAGGAGAGCCUGCUGAAGAGCGAGGUGGAGGAGCUGAAGGGCCAGCUGUCGCGGGUGAUGUCAGACGUGCGCGCCCUGCUGGGCGCGGAGCGGCUCCACCGGCAGGAGCUGGAGCAGGCCGAGCUGGAGAAGAGGGAGCUGUUGGAACUGCUGAAGAGCCUGCAGAGGGAGGGCCGGGCUCCUGGCACCGCGCCGGCCCAGGCUCCGCCCCCCGCCACGGAGGGCCUGCGCAGGCCUGCCAGCGGAGCCCAUGGGCUCACGCUCGACUGCAUGAAGAGGAAGUCCCGCGAGGUGACGGUCAUCUGAGGCGCUGCCGAGGCACGUGGUCACGUUGCCCCUCGCAGCUGUUCCCGUAUGACCUACAUUAUCUGCCACUCCCGCCUUUUCAACAAGAGCAAACACACAGUCAAGGGUUUAAUACGUUUUACUCUCUUCCGUACUGUUUAUACGUUUUUCUGUAAGUGCUUUUUUUUAUUGAACAGGGUGGUAUGUGGAUUGUUUUGUGCGUCAGUUGCACGAGGCUUUCAUUCAGUCUGCAAAAAUACACACACACACCUCGGCCAUCACUAGCAUUCAACCUUCUAACUAAAAGAGGUGUGUAUAUUAUUAGUGAGGUCAGUAUGAAUGUGGAAGCUGUGAUGUUCAGUGAGGUUUUCUGUCUGUUCGCCUCUAUAAUUUCCCGUUCGUUAACGAAUCGGCCUUAGCUAGUGUCAUCUCCUUUUGAUGCCUGUCUUGUUCUAUGCCUCUUCAGUUUAAAACCAAUGACUGAUCAGACUUUACUAAGAAAUAUGGCUUUUUUUCCUUCCCGUUUGUACCGCGGAAUACAAGUUGAAGGCUAAUGAGCAAACGUAGUUUGGUUUCGACGUGAGGGGAGUGCUUUGGAUUCCGUCACACAAACGAAGACCCGUGUCAUGGUCAUGAAGAUGGAGUCCUGUCGUCAACAGGGAAUUUUCUGAAAACAUUGCAGUUCAUGGUUCUGUUGCUUAGGUCAUCAAGGAAAUUUUGCAGUAUCAUAAGGGACUGAUAUGACAGUUCUGGGGAGGCAGUUAUAAAAAAAAUUAGUAUGUUUGUAUUUCUGUAUUUACAUUUUGCUUGCUUUAAAAAUAAACAAGGUAUUAAAUAGA